AUGUCCACCAGCGAGAUCUCGCAGACUCGGGGCUCCCGGGGGAACCCCCAGUUCCGCCUUCCUGGCCCUGGGCCCCCGCGUCUGCGACAAAGGAACCCCCGAGUCCUGGAAACCAGCUCGCCACGCAAUCUGCACCAGCCCCAGUCCAGAGCCCACCGAGUUAGACCCAAGAAGAUAGUAUUUGAAGAUGAGCUGCGUCUCCAGACUCUCUUGAGUACAAAGAAGCCUGUUGGAGCCAGCUCUGGAGAAUGUAUACCACGGAGGCACUACCCAGUACCCGACUAUGAGCUUAAAUACCCACCAGUGAGCUGUAAGAGGGAGCGGAGUCGCUACUCGGCUGUGUUUCAGGACCAGUACUCGGAGUUCUUGGAAUUGCAGCGUGAGGUGACUUCAGUGCAGGCAAAGCUACAACAACUUCAGACUCUGCUGAGCUCGCUGCCCCCACCCCACAGCCAGAAGGAGGCCCAUGUCACAGCUCGAGUCUGGAAGGAAUUUAAGAAGAAGCAAAUGGACCCCAGCUUUCUGGAUAAGCAGGCUCGUUGCCAAUACCUGAAGGGCAAAUUGAGGCACCUCAAGAUCCAGAUCCAGAAAUUUGAUGAUCAAGAGGACAGCGAGGGUUCAGUGUACUUCUGA
Molecule: messenger RNA, 633 nt
Organism: Elephantulus edwardii (Cape elephant shrew)
Lineage: Eukaryota; Metazoa; Chordata; Mammalia; Macroscelidea; Macroscelididae
Gene: OCEL1
Product: occludin/ELL domain containing 1
Exons: 5
Coding region: 1-633 (210 amino acids)
Biological process (GO): bicellular tight junction assembly
Cellular component (GO): apical plasma membrane; bicellular tight junction; cytoplasmic vesicle
Source: RefSeq, a predicted model, not a curated record